Messenger RNA from Rhododendron vialii, 2011 nucleotides. RefSeq names its product carboxyl-terminal-processing peptidase 2, chloroplastic. The record is from RefSeq and is a predicted model, not a curated record. Lineage: Eukaryota; Viridiplantae; Streptophyta; Magnoliopsida; Ericales; Ericaceae. Gene Ontology annotation, biological process: proteolysis. Bases 77 to 1663 code for a protein of 528 amino acids. Gene Ontology annotation, molecular function: serine-type peptidase activity; endopeptidase activity; protein binding. The transcript has 13 exons.
GAAAUUAUGUUUUCAAGUGGGACGCCCACUCUGAAUAGAAGACCUCAGCCACCCAGCACCGAUAAAAUUCUCUCCAAUGGAGGUGGUGCUAUUCUCUUCUCAUGCGUCUCUCAUCUUCAACCCACGCAGAAACCCUAAUUUAUCUCCCAAGAUGCAUACUUCUCUUCCUGGUAGGAUCGUGAAAAGUCGAUUACAAAGUUCUGUAUUGUGUUUAACCGAAGAUGUUAAUAACUGGCCAAGAAGUUGCAAGCCAAUCUUUUAUUUGGUAGGAUAUUAUAGACGCAGGUUCUUUUGUCAACCAUUACAGAGGCUUGACAAAAUGAUUACAUUGCAAUGUGGUUUGUUCUCAGUAAGGAAUGGACGCCUUCCCAAGUUGAGGAACUACGGCAUCGGUCUUCAGAAAGCAGUAAGAUGUUCAGAAAAACUUAAAAAUCAUGCAUCCGUUCUUUUCUUCCACCUCAUUGUCGGAAUGGUUCUUGUCAUGACAGUUUCUGUUGCUGUUAACAGAACUCCUUCAUAUGCCCUGACUGAAGAGAAUCUUCUUUUCUUGGAGGCCUGGAGAACGAUUGACCGUGCAUACGUCGACAAAACCUUCAACGGGCAGAGUUGGUUUAGGUACAGAGAAAAUGCACUGCGCACUGAACCAAUGAACACCAGACAAGAGACAUACAAUGCAAUCAGGAAAAUGCUGGCCACCCUGGAUGAUCCAUUCACGCGUUUCUUGGAACCUGAAAAGUUUAAAAGUCUUCGGUCAGGGACACAAGGCUCUCUUACAGGUGUAGGGCUGUCAAUUGGCUAUCCUACGGGAGGUGAUGGAUCACAUGGAGGACUUGUGGUAAUUUCAGCUUCUUUGGGCGGUCCUGCAAAUAAGGCUGGAAUUUUGUCUGGGGAUGUUAUCCUGAAAAUUGGUGACACCAGCACAGAAUCUAUGGGCAUAUAUGAUGCAGCAGAGCGCUUGCAGGGACCUGAAGGCAGUGAAGUGGACCUAACUAUUCAAAGUGGACCUGAAAUUAAGCACUUAUCUUUGACGCGGGAGAAAAUUUCCUUUAAUCCCGUGCAUGCAAAGCUUUGUGAAGUACCUGGUUUGGGGAGAGAGAACUCCAGAGUGGGAUAUAUCAAGCUAACUUCCUUCAAUCAAAAUGCUUCUGGUGCUGUCAGGCAAGCAAUUAAAACUUUAAGGAGAAAUAAUGUUAAUGCUUUUGUAUUGGACCUUCGAGAUAAUAGUGGUGGUCUUUUCCCUGAAGGAAUUGAGAUUGCUAAGAUUUGGUUAGAGAAGGGUGUCAUUGUAUAUAUUUGUGAUAGCCAAGGUGUCCGUGAUAUCUAUGAUACUGAUGGAAGAAAUGCAGUAGCAGCCACAGAACCCCUAGCCGUGCUGGUAAACAAAGGAACUGCUAGUGCAAGCGAAAUAUUAGCCGGUGCAUUGAAGGACAACAAACGAGCAGUGCUGUUUGGAGAACCCACUUAUGGGAAAGGCAAGAUUCAAUCAGUUUUUGAGCUAUCCGAUGGCUCCGGCUUGGUUGUUACAGUUGCUCGCUAUGAGACACCUGCUCAUACUGAUAUUGACAAGGUCGGUGUGAUUCCGGAUCAUCCUUUGCCGGCUUCUUUUCCCAAGGAUCCUGUAUCGGAUUGCGAACUCAAUAGAGUUGAGCUCUUUUUGAGAUGACAUAACUUUGUACAAACAUUGUGGAGUAAUUGUGAAUUAUUCUUUUGUCAUUGCUAAAAAAACACUGGAAGCAUACGAAGAAAGUUGUAUGUAGCCCCAUCUACUACUUUAGCAACUUUAGCGGCUUGGCCAAUUACUCUAGAUUCUUGAUUAUUCCAUUUCUUGAUGUUAGCAGUAUACUGUGGUCAAAUAGGAUUAUUUUCUUCUCGCGACCUUUUACUAUUUUUCAUCAUGUGGGAGUUAGAACUAAUUCCCAUCGAUUUUCUUCUAUCCAUGUGGGGAGGAAAGAAAUAUCUGUACUCUGCUACAAAAUUUAUUUUAUACACUGCGGGAGUUUCUGUUCUUCUC